Molecule: messenger RNA, 6394 nt
Organism: Bombus pyrosoma
Lineage: Eukaryota; Metazoa; Arthropoda; Insecta; Hymenoptera; Apidae
Exons: 5
Coding region: 1166-1762 (198 amino acids)
Source: RefSeq, a predicted model, not a curated record
GUGAGUUCGGUGGUGGCGGCCGGUCAACGGGUGGCGAGUUCUCAGUCUGUCCUGCGCCGUCGAAACGAAGGAAGCGCCGCUCGUCGUCGAGCGCGACGUCGAGCGCGACGAGCCGACGAGCCGACGAGCCCGUGCCCCUCUUAGUUCGCGUUCGCUCGCCGUCUCGAGAGUCGCGUUUUCUCCUUUUGUUUCGAUUGCGCGAACGCGCGCGCUCCUCGCUUUUCUCUUCCUCUUUUCCUCUUCCGGUUCUCCCAGUUGCCUAUCGAUACUGAUCACGCGACCAAACCUGAUUUUUCCGUCUUUAUCCCAUCGAAAAAUCUCGCCAUACCUCCGAUAAUCUAUUUCCUCCCCCGUUUUCUCUCUGUCCAUCUCUACCUCUUACAUACACACUGUCUUUUUCGUUUUUUCAUUUCUUUCCUUGUUUCUCCCACUCCCAUUCUCUUUCAUGCUUAGCCUGUUUUCUCUACCACGAACCACCUUCUUUCUAUUCGCAUCCCCGUUUCUCACGCAUUGUCUCAUAUUUUCUUGCUUGUUUCCCAUGACUCGUGCCAUUUCACACGACGCGAUAGAAGCGAAUGUUCAAGGCUGAAUUUCUUCCAAAAACCAUGAACGCGGCAAUGUUGGAUUUUUUGCUACGGACUUGAUCGAGAGCCGUGCAUCGACCACCUUCGUGUCAAGGUUGUGUGUAACGAAAGGUGGCAGGGAUCAAUAAUACCAAGGAAAGUAACAAAAUUUCAUCGUUACGACGCCGGUAGCGACGGCUACGUUGACUAACAGCACCAGUAACGGCAGAAGCAAUCUCGAAGGCGGCGACAAUGAGUGCACAGACGAGCAAAUAACGUCAAUGCCAACGAAGUUUGUUCUAAAGUAUUUAUCCAAGGAAGAAGUGCCAAAGAACUGCGAAAAAUUAGCUGUAAGGCGAUAAACCGCGAAACUAAGAGGUUAACGGAGGAGAACAGAAGAAUUGAAAGAAGGAGGGGAAAGAAGGGUGAAACUGAAAGGGGAAGGAGGGAAGUAAAGUGCGAAACGGAUAAAAAGAGAAGAAGAAGGAAAAGCAGAGAAAAGAGGGGGAAUGAUGAAAAACAACGUUCCGCGCGAGAAGGAAGGAUCGCGGUAGGCGAAGGAUAAAGACGUGGAUCGGGCUGGAUCCGGGUCGAUCGGUGUGAUGGUCUCGGGGUGGUGCCCGUGCGUGCCGAUCGGCCGCCGGGAAUCACCGGCCCAGCAGCAGUCGGCCUCCUCUUCGAGGAGCUUCGGAACCGACGGUGCGCCGUUCACCGUCAGCGCGGCCACCGAUCGCGCAGAAAUGGUCCAGAUGUUUUAUUACGAAAAUCGCGGCAAAUGCUGCAAGAAGCUUCUCCGAUACAACGGAUAUCCAAACAAGGUGCUUCUAUUUCCGGAGGAAGGCUGGGCGAGAAGCGCGAGCAGUUCCUACUGGACUUUGACACCGUUUUGGUGGAGUCGUAGUCGAUGCAAGGUAGUCGAAGUUGCUGGAACCAGGAGGUACAGCACUCAGGCAAAAAUGGUAGACACAGGAACGGGCACGCUUUAUAUUAUCGGCUCUUUCAAGAGAAUGACCACUGAUCCCGAUUUUAAGUUGUACCUGACGUCGAACGUGUCGUCGAGCGACUUCAACAUGGGUUAUAGUAUGACUGGCACGUUGGAGCGUGGCUGUAAGAAGACCAACACCUUCCAAAUGACUCACUUUGCGGUGAUUCGUCGACGAGACUACGAAAAGGCCUACGAAGACUCGAAUCCCACCUAGUGCCCGUCCACACCCACGCUGUCCGAGUGUGGGGAUUGCGAACACUACGCGUAAAAGGAAAUGGGUGUUAACCAAAUCACGCGCGCGGCUUCCCUUCUGAUUUAUUCUCGAUCCGGAACAAACGUUCUCUUGGAAAGAAAGAUCACUUUCCGCAUCGAAGAUCCAGCAGAUCGUUACGCGGAUUACAUCGUGGUUUUCAAGUGGGUUGCUUAUUGAUCACGUCAACAACGCGGUCCUCGAUUCUGCUAUCCGAUCUCGAUCCUCUUGAAAUUCACGAAAAAAAUAUACGAAAUUAGCGAUCAAGGCUGCAAUCGAAUUCGCGACCGAUCGGUUGCGUUACGCGAUACCUGAUACGGGACACGCGACACAGGAUACCCGAUACGCGAUACGAGAAAUCGAGAAAAACGAACCGGGCGAUCGGACACCCGACAAACGAGCAAAAGCCAACACGUCCAAAGGUAGCGUUUAAACUUAGGUCGAAUUAAGUAGUUUUUAACUAGUGGCGAACGAUAUGGAAGUGGAGUAUACAAAAGUAAUGUGAUCGAAGAUCGAGAAAAGCAUUUUCCAAAGUAUUAGCACGUAAGUUGUAAAUCUCGCAGGCGAUAAGUUUUCCUAUGCGUCCUUCUUUCGUGGACACGCGCUGCUCCUCGUCCACCGAUCGAUUAUCGUCAUCGUUAUUACUGACGCGCGAUCGAGCUUCCUACGCUUCCCGUUCCUCGAGCUCCUCCCUCCUCGUGCCGUUCCGAAGAACGGAGCUCGCGGGAAACUUUACCCCGUUAGUCGCGCGCGCUUCCACCCAACACACACAUAUGUAUAAUCCUCUUGGCCAGGGUCGGGGAUCGUUGUCGUGUAGCGGCCUAACUUCGAAGCGAUACUUAUUUUUGUUAAAGAAUAGAGAGACGCGCGGCCGUAACACGACGCGACGUCUUCCUCGAUCCGAAUCAACUUCGAAUGAUCGCGUUCAAUGAUCGCGAGCCCGGUGAUUUUUGUACCUUCGGCUUUGCUCAACGAUAUCUAGCUGAUACCAAAUGCGAACGGCAUAGACGUAAGUUACAAUCGAUCGUAAAUUAGCGUUUAUCGACCAAUAGAACGCCCGUGUCCAGAUAAGUUUCGCUUUAAACAUACCUCGAUGGAUACUCGUGUCUCUAUAGUCAAGAUUUUACGGCGACACCAUCUUUUUUGAAUAACCGAACAAUGCUCCCUCCUUUUCUACCUUUUGCUCUCUCUAUCUUUCUCUCUCUUUCUCUCUUCCUCUAUCUCUAUUUUCUCUCUCAGUUACGCCCUUCCACCUUCUUGUUCCUGUUGUUCGUUCUUUCCUCCGUACUUGAAUGUAAACAAUCUCUUCGCGUCCGUUCCUCUUUCUAUUUAUCCAAACGUAGACUACCGCGAAUGAACCCAGUAUGAUUCUACGUGCCAUUUAGUCGUGUGCUAUUACGCGUUACAGGGUUUCAAAUGGUUUUUCGCGAUUCGGCGGGGAUGAGCGAGCUGUUUACCGAUUGAUCGCUUACCUUUCCACUAAAUUUCAAAUCAUGCUUGUCUGUCUUUUAUUUUUAUCCUUCCUAUCCAAGGAAAGUUCCUUCGUUAACGUUUCUUGCAAAACGACAACUUACGACUGUGGAAAAUUCACUGAUAUCGUUUCUCGCCGAUUCGCGAUUCACCGAAUAGAAAAUCGCUACGAAAACAGCGUACAAAUAUUCGUUUAAAAGCUAAGUUAAAAUUUCGAGAAAACUCGAUCGAUGUCCGUAGGUCGUAGACAAUUAGUUUAGACGUAGAAACGUAACGCUUCGUCUAGCAGAUAUUCUAGUUGUUAGAUGUAGUCCGAAUCGCUGAUAAGUAAAGGCGAUUCAGUCGUAGAUUUGUUCAACCUUUGAAAGAGGCUAGAGAAGAAUCGAUCGAAUAGUCGUCAGAUAUUUAGGCUCGCGCAUGACUUUUCCUUUCUGUCGCUUUCGUCGCCCGAUAAACAGAUAAAACAGAGAAGUAAUCUUCGAAUAAGCACGCCACAUUGAUGGAAAGAAACAAAAUCCAGUACUAAAUUAAAUUUUUAUCUAUCUAAGUGAAUAAGCUCUUCGAAGAUUACUCCAUCUAUUGCUAUUACUAUUAUUCGUAUAUAUUUUUUCCGCGAGAUUUAUCAUGAUAAGAUAUCGUUGAUUGGAGGCGAAGGCGACUCUCGAAUCUCUAAAUUCUAGAUAGACAUCUGCACGCUCGUAAAACAGUAAACAUUAUUCUCGCUUAUCGACACAGUCUUGAUUCUGUGUUCGCUUCUUUUUUUCGACUAGCGGAUAUUUAGAUCGGUAGAUAACGAUUUAAGUGAACGUAUACGUCCGAUAUCACGGUCCCUCCUAACUACUUAGCAGUAGCUUCGACCCACCGUUGCAUGCUUUCGUCUAAUCGAAACGAAAACGGCGGUCCAUCCUCGUCGGGUGCACAACGGGUCUCUAGUCAGUCUCUUUUGAUCUUCCCCACUGUCAAGGUUCCGUUUGAAAUCGUUCGAUCGGUUUACACGUCACGUUAUUCGCUGCGUGUAGACACUUCUUUCGAACAAACGAUAUGAUUCUUAUCGUCGAACGAUGGCGCAUCGUAAGAUUCGAGUUAUUUUUCCAUCGUGGAUCCUGAUCUUAAUCAAAUUGAAGAUCCUAAAACAGAAAUUAUCGAACGAUUGAAACGGAACAAAGCAAGGGGCUAGAUGUGUUUAUGCUCCUAAAGUAGAGAGAGUUAACAAAGUAGACGUAUAUCAUGUAGUAGUCGUAGAAAAGUUGAUGUGAUCGUUAUCGUUGUCAAUGUCAUCGUCAUCAUCAUCGUCACCGUCAUCAUCGUCAUAAUCGUCAUCGUAAUAGCCAUUAGAACCGUCAUCAUCCGAUCAAAUCCCAUUCUACAAUUCCUAUUGGUCCGUUUUCUUUGGCGUGUUCCACCUCGGCAGUCUCCAUGGCGAGUCCACUGUUCUGGUCUUCGUCGAUCUUGCGAUCACGUCCGAAUGGUAGGUAAACUUUAUUUUUUCUAGAUUCUAGACGACAGAGACGAACGAUCGACAGAAUCUGGUAAACCCGCAGCACGAUGUCGACGGUAGUCGAUUCGCCGAAUGAAACGGACCGAAUCGACUCGGAUCAGAUCGGAUCGGAUCGCGAACGACUGAUCGUCGCGGUGACGAAAUACCCUCGAAUUCCGCUUGAAACACGGUAGUCGAGCUUUGCCACGCAAGCAUAGUCUUUAGUACGCUACAGGAGUACUGUAAGUAGAUGCGGUCGAUCCGCGGCAGACAUCGUAGGACAGCAGAUACAUAAAGUAGUACAUAUAGUACAUAGCUAAAUGUAAUCGGCUUCUCGCCUCUAGUCCGGUUUCGUUCAAAGCUUCUCAUCCGAUUUGUCUAGUCUAAACGCUCUACCUCUUACACCUUCGUCUUCAUCUUCAUCUUUGCCUUCAACUUCAUUCUCAUCCUCAACCUCUGCUUCUCCUAGUUCCGUAACUCGUACAACUAUCGGCAAUCUACACCACUCGUAAUCAAUGUGUAGUCGCUUUAGAGAGAUGUAAUGGUAGAAAAGCCUGCAACUUAAUCUUACGACUAUCAGCAAACAAAUUAUUAACUAUAAUCGUAUCGGUCUUAAAAAUGCGAACAAGAGGUAUUCGUAUUCAAAGCUAUGGCUGUGAUCCUAAUUAAUCGUGAACCGGUUCGUAAAAACUAUAUACAUAUACGAUGUAAGUAGGUUACGACGACGCAUGUAGCGACAAGCGACGCGAUAUUUUGCCAAAUCGUUGCGUUUCACGCGGGCUUGCGUUUUUCUUCCGCUAUUCCGAACAUGUACAUAUUCUACACGGACUCGACUGCGCUCGAGGGAACGCGUUACGUUCUUAAUGUCCGGUGCUAAAAAGUUGCGUGUUCUUUUCUCGAUCGUUUCUCCGGUAAUGUUUCUUUGUUCACCAGCCUGCCCUUUCCCCGGCAUCGAAAGCAGCGAAUAUCGUUGCCGUUUCGCGAAGAUCAUGGUCGUUUCGUGAGAAUCAAAUGGUGGCAACGACGACGUCGUCGACGACCACCGCAACCCGUGGCGAAUCAAAAUGGAGGAAAGGAAAGAAAGGUGAGGUGGCGUGCACCUCUUCUGGUCUCUCGCCGCUAUACGAAAUCAAAAAUCGCAAAUUUCUCUAGCCAUCGUACCGAGCGUAUAGCGUUUGCGAACGAUGGAUAGGGCAGUUUCCCGCCAAUAAUCAAAUCUAACUCGCCGUGCGAGAAAUUGUUGCUCACAAAAUCGGAGACUUGGUAUGUAUUUUCUAUAAGCACCGCUAACGCGAUUCGAUCACGUUGUUCGAUUUCUGUGGAGUAUUGCUCGUCGACGAAUCGACGAGUCGUCGAGCCGAUCAUAGUUGCCGGGAAUAAGCGGAACGAAUCGAGUACGAGUACUGGUGCGACAAACGCAUCGAUGUAUUUUCACUACAGUCCUGUCUACAGUCAAUUCAUUUUGUAUUUAUACCUAAUCUAUGUAUCUAUCGUCAUAAUUUAUGCCGAAAUAAAUGUUACAUUUACGCACAGCGGAACGAUCGCCAUUUCGCUAUUCCACCCUGUCUCAUAUACGUGUAUAUCCCAAACCUGUUGUCGCAAGACGCAUGAAUAUUGAUUGAAUAAUCGGGGCAAAGCUUAUUUCAACA